Messenger RNA from Girardinichthys multiradiatus, 2817 nucleotides. Its product is annotated as bone morphogenetic protein 7-like. Gene Ontology annotation, biological process: negative regulation of protein kinase activity; SMAD protein signal transduction. The coding region runs from base 208 to 1485 and encodes 425 amino acids. Gene Ontology annotation, cellular component: cytoplasm; extracellular region. Gene Ontology annotation, molecular function: growth factor activity; cytokine activity. The transcript is spliced from 7 exons. Lineage: Eukaryota; Metazoa; Chordata; Actinopteri; Cyprinodontiformes; Goodeidae. The record is from RefSeq and is a predicted model, not a curated record.
CCCCGUGUAGCAGUCGGAGGAGCGCACGGCGGAAUCACGGCAACCAGCUGCGCAAGGGUGAUUAUGAAUGAAUGACACGCCGCGCUGAUGGUGAGAGGCGUGUUUUACUCUCCGCACAUGUCCGAGGAGUACCUAAGGAGUGGAUCGAAUCUCCAGCGUCUUAUUUGAACCGGUUAGAGCCGUGCGUAAAAAAUUGGUCUUAACAAAAUGCUGGCAAGCGCAGUGGCGACCAUUCUUUUCCUGCUGUCGUGUUGGGGCUCCUGCGUGUUGGCCACGCGUGUCUCCUUCUCCAACUUCACCUUGGACAACGAGGUGCGCUCCAGCUUCAUCCAGAGGAGACUGCGGACCCAAGAGCGCAGGGAGAUCCAGCGGGAGAUCCUCUCUGUCCUGGGGUUGCCACACCGCCCGCGGCCGCACGCUCACCCCAAACACAACGCCGCUCCGAUGUUCAUGCUGGAUCUGUACACCAUCUCCACGGAGCCAGAGCCGCACAGAUACUCGCAGUACAAGGCGGUUUUACAGGGUCAGGCCUCAGCAGUGGUGAGCCCACAGGACAGCCGCUUCCUGGACGACGCAGACACGGUGAUGAGCUUCGUCAACCUCAUCAAUCGGGACCAGGAUCUUCUGUUCCAGCCGUACACGCAGGCAUUUCGGUUUGACAUUUCCCGUGUUCCAGAGGGCGAGGCAAUUACGGCAGCAGAGUUUAGGAUUUACAAGGAUUUUAUCCCGGAGCGCACUGGGAAUGAAACCUUCAGAGUCAGUGUCUACCAAGUCCUUCAGGGGCCCCCUGACAGUGAAGUGGAGCUGUUGCUGCUGGACCAACGAGAUGUUUGGGCUUCAGAUGAGGGAUGGCUUGUGUUUGAUCUGACCGCUACAAGUACCCUCUGGCAGCUCAGCCCUGAACAGAACCUUGGACUGCAUCUAGUUCUUGAGGACAACCAUGGCCAGAAGAGGAACCCCCAAAGAGCAGGGCUGCUGACAGGGAGUGGGGCUAAGGACAGGCAGCCGUUUCUUGUUGUCUUUUUUAAAUUCAAUGAGGUGCGAUUCCGCAGCACUCGCUCAGCGCAAGGCCAUAAAGGACGGCAUUCAAACCGCUCCAAACAACAGAGGACUGUCCAAAAUGCACUGAAAGCAGCAGAGGCUGUAACAGAUACCCUUGGAUUGUCAAAAGAGGGUUGUAAGAAGCAUGAGCUGUAUGUCAGUUUCAAAGAUUUAGGAUGGCAGGACUGGAUCAUAGCACCAGAGGGCUACGCUGCAUAUUACUGUGAGGGGGAGUGUGCUUUCCCUCUCAACUCUGACAUGAAUGCCACCAAUCAUGCUAUUGUGCAAACUCUGGUGCACUUUAUCAACCCGGAGACAGUUCCCCAGCCCUGCUGCGCCCCCACGCAGCUCCAUGGCAUCUCAGUGCUGUACUUUGAUGACAGCUCCAAUGUCAUCCUCAAGAAGUACCGCAACAUGGUGGUCAGAGCUUGUGGCUGUCAUUAACCAUUUUAACACCUUUUGCCUGACUUCUGCAAAUCUGAAUAGAAGUUAAAAGGCAGAAGGAGAAGUUAUUGGACACUAGAGAUGAUGGGGUCUCUAAUCUGCAAAAGCUUGUGCCACAGUGCAAGCUUAAUCUUGGGCGAGUCAUUAUGACUAGGAGCCACUCCUGCAGACUAGCUCUAAAAGGAGAAAACUGCAAAGACUUGUGAAGACUUUACAAGCAUGAACUAAACUUACAGGAAGAAUUCACAGUUUGCAGAUAUUGCAUCUUAAGCAUCAUAUACUGUAUUUGCAGCUGAGGGUUUGAAAACGUACGAGGUCUUCUGCAUGAUGAGAUUUUAUUUAAAAGCUUUCGGAACAUCUGAAGAAAUCUGGGUUUACCGGGUCGGGUGUAAAACAUCUAAGAGCUGGUGAGAGGAUGACUUCUAUGACAAUUAUUUAGAUUUACACUGCCUGUCCAAAAAAAAAAAAGAAAAAAAUCAAACUCUAAUAUUUUGCUGGACUGCGUUUAGCUUUGAUUACGACAAUCCUUCAGCUUCAACAAUUAUUUCCGUUCAGAGUUGCCUUAAUUUUUCACCACAAUCAUGUAGAGGUGAUGGGAGAUUCAGACUGCUUCAGCACAUCCCAAAGAUUCUCUGUAUGGUUAAGGUCUGAACUCAUGCUACCCAAACCGCUUGCACAAUUUGAACUCAAUGAUUGGUGGUUUUCUUAAGGCGACACAGCUGUUUACAUCCAAACCCUUAUUGUGUGGAAAUGCUUUUGCUGUUACAACUGAACAUGUGAGUUGUAAUGUUUCUUAAAAUGUGAUUUCACAAAACGUGUAAGUAAUUGCGGUCAUUUUUUUCCAACUGCAUUUCUCCCAUGAAGAUGAUGGUUUUCCAAUAUUCUUCCCAUUUCUAAUAAUGCGUUGGACAGUUCUUGACUCAAUUUCAGUAGUUUCAGCAAUCUCCUCAGAUGUUUUCUUUGCUUGAUAAAUGCCAAUAAUCUGACCCUUAGAUAGACAUAAUUUACAACAAGAUGGGUUUCUUACAUGGUUUUUUAAGAAACGAGAAGCUCACUGCACCAGUUAAAAAAUGUACCAGCUGAAAGAUAAUAAGCCAUGCUGUAAUGAUCCAAUAUGUGGUUCUUAGCUAUUUUCUUUUUUACGUCCAGGUGGUGACAUGUUUUUGGACAGGCAGUGUAAAUCACAACAUAUUUGAAAGCUGGUGGAUAUGUUUUCAGUGAUUCAUCAUCAUAGAGUGCCCAUCACCUACAUACAACUCUGAGGUGUCAAACCAAAGCUGCAGAUCAGCUGCGGUUUUAUUUUGUCUCAUUAAAAAGGUCAAAUGGAAACAG